AUGAAGGUCUUUUCUUUCCUCGCCACCCUCUUCGCUGCGGGCGCGGCCCUCGUGUCCGCCCAGGGGACCAUCGACGACAACUCCGAAUCCUUCCCCGAUGACCUUAACGGUUCCAACUUCACCUACCCUUGGCCCGUGAAGCUCUACAAGUUCACAUCUCAGCUCCAAGAGCUCGAGAUGGCCUUCAUGGAUGUUCCGCCCAGUUGUGAACCCAACGGCAAGACCGCUAUUCUCUUUCACGGCAAGAACUUCUGCGGCCCGACAUGGGAGGCUACCAUCCGCGUCCUGGCCCAGAAGGGGUACCGCGUCAUCGCCCCGGACCAGAUUGGCUUCUGCAAAUCCUCCAAGCCUGAGCGCUACCAAUUUUCCCUGCAGCAGUUCGCAACCAACUCACAUGGUCUUCUCGAGACUCUCGGUGUUGAGAGCGCCACUGUCAUCGGUCACUCCAUGGGCGGCAUGCUCACCACUCGCUAUGGCCUGAUGUACCCUGAAGAGGUCGAUGAGAUGGUCCUCGUCAACCCCAUCGGCCUGGAGGACUACAAGGCCCUCGGUGUACCAUACCUACCCAUCGAUGAUAACUACAAGACGGAGAGCGCCAGCUCUUAUGAGUCCAUCAAGGGUUACGAGCAAGCUACCUACUACGUGGGUGAGUGGAAGGAGGAGUACGACGUCUGGGUGAGAAUGCUCGUCAACGUCUACAAGGGAUCCGAGGCCAAGACGUACGCUCUCAACCAGGCGCAGAUCGUCGACCUCGUCCUGACCCAGCCCGUUAGCUGGGAGUUCUCUCUCGUCAAGCCGCGUACGCUGCUCAUCAUCGGCGAGAAGGACAACACUGCCAUCGGCAAGCAGUGGUCUCCUCCUGAUGUCGCCGCAAAGCUGGGCCACUUCGACGUGCUUGGCCCGGCUGUUGCUGCUCAGAUCCCCAACUCGACCUUGCACACUUUCCCUGAGCUUGGACACGCUCCUCAGAUCUCGCAUCCUGAAGAGUUUCAUGAAGUCCUGGUGGACUGGCUCUCGUCAUGA
Colletotrichum karsti is the source of this 1023-nucleotide messenger RNA. RefSeq lists its product as uncharacterized. The transcript has a single exon. The record is from RefSeq and is a predicted model, not a curated record. NCBI's taxonomy places the organism in Eukaryota, Fungi, Ascomycota, Sordariomycetes, Glomerellales, Glomerellaceae. The coding region runs from base 1 to 1023 and encodes 340 amino acids.